This is a messenger RNA of Caenorhabditis elegans, 1171 nucleotides long. RefSeq names its product Serpentine Receptor, class H (gene srh-48). The record is from RefSeq and is marked reviewed. NCBI's taxonomy places the organism in Eukaryota, Metazoa, Nematoda, Chromadorea, Rhabditida, Rhabditidae.
AAGUUUUAUCAUGACAACGACUACACAAUUAUUUGAAUACUAUGCUACAAACUACAGCCAAAUUUGUCAAAAAUUGAGCUAUGAGAGAAGCUACAUCGAAACGCCUGAAUUUUUAUCACUGUGCGCAAAGAUUAUUGGAAUAUUGGGUGUUCCAACCAAUUUCUUCGCAAGCUAUAUUAUAACUUUUCAUACUCCAAAAUCAAUGACCCAUUUGAAAUUGUGCCUAUUGAAUCUGAAAUUCUGGACACUUCUAAUAGACUUAAUCUACACAGUAUUCUUAAUUCCUUUUGUGUUUUAUCCGAUAUUUGCCAUGGGAUACAUUGGAAUAUUUGGAAAGGUUUUUGGAAUACCAUCCGAAAUUCAAUUUUAUUUUGCAAUGGCAUGUUAUGGAGGCAUAGCAUCAGCAGGCAUAUUAAUAUUUGAAAAUCGACAACAUCACAUGAUUCCGAAAGGUCACAAAUUCCGAAUUCAAAACUGUGCAUUUAGAGUUUUACUGAUCAUUUUCAAUGUUCUCAUAGGAAGUUCUGUAAUGCUAAUGGCAAUUUGGUUGAGAGCAGAUAGCAACGAGCUUAAGUUUAAGUUUUUGAAGAUAAACCCAUGUCCGGACCCUUUGUAUUUCACUCCAUCAACAUUUGCCGUGGAUUCACAAAGAAACGAGUUUAGCAUUUGCAUUGUGAUUGUUUUAACUGUGGUUUUCAUCCAGUACACAUUUUUCAUUUCUCAUUGUAUUUGGUACAUAUAUUCUGAAGACGCCGUCCGAUAUUCGAAGAGUACCAGGAAACUUCAAAAAAUGUUUCUCUACGCUUCAUUUUCUCAGCUUGGAAUUUUUGUGACCGUAUUCGUUCUCCCACUGGGAAUAUUUGCAAUGGUUUUGACAACUGGAUAUAAGAAUCAAGGACUCCUCAAUAUUUGCAAUUUGAUAAUUCCAACGAUAGGAAUGAAUACAUCAAUUGGUUUAGUGACAAUGUACAAACCAUAUCGAGAUUAUUUCAUUGGAAUUUUUAAAGAAGGCGGAAAUGGAAUUGUUCCUCCGCCAAGCGCUUUCACUAAAUCUGUGGUUUUUUGAUAUUUUUUUUGUUUUUUAAAUAACUUUUAAAACAAAUAAUGCAAUUUUUGUGUUCCUAUGUUAACCUCAUAUAUUUUUUUGUCAAACUGUAAAGUACUUAAAUUU